Molecule: messenger RNA, 273 nt
Organism: Cetraspora pellucida
Lineage: Eukaryota; Fungi; Glomeromycota; Glomeromycetes; Diversisporales; Gigasporaceae
Source: the annotation of a GenBank genome assembly
AAAAGAUAUUAUUACAUAUAAAGAAAAAAAUCCAAAUAUCAGUCAUGUCGACCUCGUCAGUUGGGAUAAUGUUGGAGACAAUCUAUCUGCAAAAAGGCAGAAAACAGUACAGUAUCCAGAUCUUGAAAAUGCAUUACUCGAUCUCAAAUUCUCGCAUAGCUGGUUGUUUAAAUUUAAAAAAAAACAUGGCAUAAACCAAAUAACAAAACAUAGUGAGGAUGCAUCUGUGGAUGACACUGUUAUUGUGACUGCAAUUCCUAAAUUAAAAGAAAU